This is a messenger RNA of Metarhizium robertsii ARSEF 23, 351 nucleotides long. RefSeq names its product Serpin domain protein. The transcript is spliced from 2 exons. The record is from RefSeq and is a predicted model, not a curated record. NCBI's taxonomy places the organism in Eukaryota, Fungi, Ascomycota, Sordariomycetes, Hypocreales, Clavicipitaceae. The coding region runs from base 1 to 351 and encodes 116 amino acids.
AUGGCCGCCAGGGUGUCGACUCGGUCAAAGGAAGCGUCGACUUGUACAGCGAGUACUUCCGGACCAUCAUUCAAUUCAGUUCUUGCACUGAAUGUGCGGACCAAGAUUGCCAUGGGUCUCACGGACGACGGAUGCGCCUCUGUCGCGUGGUGCGGCGACAAGUUCAGCGUAGCUGGGCAGAACUGGGAUCGGCACUGGAUGUACGCUCAAAAGGAGAGACUAGUCAUCUUCUAUAUACGGCCGUCGGGCGCGUCCCAGCCCGCCAUCAGCACCGUCAUCGAGGCCGCCAUCGUGGCUAAGACGGGCCUCAACAGCGCCGUACCAGGCUCCGGGGACAGUGACAAGCAGUGA